This is a messenger RNA of Ruditapes philippinarum (Manila clam), 3556 nucleotides long. RefSeq lists its product as uncharacterized. Bases 73 to 2541 code for a protein of 822 amino acids. The transcript is spliced from 12 exons. NCBI's taxonomy places the organism in Eukaryota, Metazoa, Mollusca, Bivalvia, Venerida, Veneridae. Gene Ontology annotation, biological process: cell-cell adhesion. Gene Ontology annotation, cellular component: cell-cell junction. Gene Ontology annotation, molecular function: cell adhesion molecule binding. The record is from RefSeq and is a predicted model, not a curated record.
UUACUUCCUGGAUAGUUUUGUAAAGUUAUGUUCUAUAAAUAAAGUAUGAUGCGUUAACUAUUUCAUAAAAAUAUGGAUAUAUUUAAAAUUACGUUAAAGGCUAAUCUUUUGUUUGGGCUCAUAACAAUAGCCUUCGCCGGUACUGUACAGCAAAUUUAUAUAAAAGGAAAGAAGGUCCCCGUAAAAGGAGGUGGUAUACAGCUUGUUUGUGAGGUCUCACAGUUUAGCUCCAAUGAUGUUGCCAGGGUCUAUAAGACAGAUUCCAUUCCUCUUGAAGACAUUACCACUGCUCCAUCAUUAACAAGCUGUACAUCGUCGCAGUGUUUAGGAACUGUACCAAGACAUACAAUCAGUACUAGCAGCAGUGGUAUCACUAUAAUAGUCACUAAUCUCAGUAGAUCAGAAGACCAGAAAUACUGGACAUGUAUCCUCAACACUCAGAGAAAAUACUUACACCUUACCAUAUAUACCAUCACACCAUCACUCUAUUAUGAUAAUCCACCAAGCCAGGACCAAGACCUCGUUCAAAAUUCGAUAGGUGGAUCUCGUCAAAAAUGGUCAACAACACCACCUGUAACAGAAAAAAAUGGUGGUUGUACUGAUUCUGAGAAAAUAUAUACAUCUGCAUUAACUCUGUCAAGAUACACAGUGUUUCCUGACAAUACAGAUAUCACUGUGAAGUUACAGUGUGGCGCUAUAUCAAUUACUGGGAAUCAAAGUUAUACACAAACAUCUGUAAAUGUCAGAUUUGCAGUACAAGUUUCAGCAGUGACAUUAAAAGAUGUAGAUUCAAUUCCAUCAAUUCAAUUAGAAGUAAACAGUGGGGAAUCUCAUACAUUGACAUGUACAUCUAGUGUCAGCAGACCAACAGCAACUAUCAUCUGGUAUUUUGGAGGUCAGAAAAACAAAACAGAAACUACUAGGACAUCUACCUUUACAUUCACGCCAGAAAAUUCAGAUAAUCAGAAACAAGUUUACUGUAAAGCAUUCAACAUACAGUCUGAAAGCCAAGCUGUGUCUUCAGACAUUGUGUCACUUUAUGUAAAAGUAAAGGUAGCUAUUGUAACACUAAAGGAUGGCAACACCGAACCAUCAGGAACACUAGAAGUAACAAAUGCUGUAUCUAAAACAUUGACAUGUACAGCAAGUGAAAGCAGACCAACAGCCACAAUUAUCUGGUAUAUAGGAGAUGAUGAUGAGAAGAAAAGGGAAACUGUUACACUGUCUUCAUUCACAUUUACACCAGUUAUCUCCGACCAUAACAAACAAGUUUAUUGUAAAGCUUCACAGUCAGGAAAUCCAGAUGUUGUUUCAAACAGAAUAACACUUUAUGUUAAAGUAUUGGCUUUGAUUCCUACAAUAACAGAUCUUAAAAAAGAAAAAUUAGAAGGAGAUCAAAUAAAAUAUCAAUGCACUUCCUCUCAAACACGACCUGUUGCUAUAGUAACAUGGAAGCUGGGUACUCAAACAUUGACUGAUGUACAGAAUACAGAACAUAGUCAUGGAAAUGAUCUUAAAUCUGUUACAAGUAUUGUAACAUUUACAACAAAAAGAACUGAUAACAACAAAACAAUAAACUGUGAAACUGCAAUACCUGGUCAAAAUGUAGUGAAGGUUCAAGAAAAGAUAACUGUGUAUUGGCCACCAGUGUCACCUGUUAUAUCAACAAUCAGUUUUCCAUUUCUCGAAGGUCAGACAGGAAAGAGUAUUUAUUGUUCCUCAUCUGAUUAUGGUAAUCCUACAGCAACAGCAACAUGGACCGCACAAUAUGGAUCACCUGAUAGUGCUGAUACAAGGAAACUAAGGUUUCCUAAACUAACAUACCAAGGUGAUAGAAGUCCAGUAAAAUGUCAGUUGAAGAAUUUAUUUACGCAGAAGAAAUGUCUUCAGAUCCAGUCCAUACAAGUUCUAUUACAAGUUGAAUAUUUUCCAAAAGUACAAAUUAUGGCGAAUGGGAAACAAGUAACUACCAUAACGACAAAUGAAGGUGAAACGCUGUCUGUUACAUGUAAUGCCACUGGAAAUCCAACACCAACAGUAAGCUGGGUGGGACAACAGUCCAGUGGCCCUACUUUGUCAUUUGAUGAUAUAGAUAGAACAGACCAUGGUAACUACACAUGUAGGGCUACAGCAACAUCAUCUCAUUAUCCCAGUCAUAACUUUGGUACAGAAGAAACAUUGGCUGUCGUUGUUAACUGUAAGGCAACGGGAUAUACUUGUAACAACUGUCCUAAUACCUGUUCAUGUAGUAAUAUUCAGGCAGUGAUUGUAGGAGUUGUACUUGGAUUAAUCAUCGUGAUAGUCGUGGCAUAUGCUGGUUAUGUUACAAUAUUACUGAAACGAAAAAAUGGAAACACAGAAAAUACCUUUGUCCAGCCGGCUAAACGCACUGUGCCUUUAUAUACUAAUAUGGUGUUCUCAACAAAUGAUGGUGAGGACCAACAGGGAACAGAUCCAGAUGAAUCCGGAGAGUCUCAAUAUACGUCACUGAAGACUGAACUUAAAGACGAUAGACAAACAUAUGACCAAUUGAAAGUGUAGCAAUUAAAUGAAUAAGAAGAAACAAGAGAAAUAAAUAAAGUUUUGGGAUAACAAACAUAUACGCAUAGACUUCAGGAAAUAGAAAUAUGAAAGUAAAAUCUCUAAUGAGGCAAUAGAACGAUGAAAAUUUUACAUUGUACUGCAAUCUAUUUCUAAUGCAAUGUUAUAAAAACCACAUAAAUUUUCGGAAACCAUUGAGCGAUCUUUUGUGAAAGUGUUUGAUAAAGAAACAACAGAAUAUAGAAACAAUAAAGAUAAAGGUAUUAUCAUCUGUGUUGCCGAGUGGUUAAUGUUGCUGUAAUCAAACCACUUGCACCUCACCGCUAUGAUCCGAUUCUUUCAUACAAGGAAAAUAUCGAACAGCGGUGUUUCUGCUCAGGGCCCUGUUCAUGUCUGAAAUAAUAAACAGAGAGACGCCUGCGCUUUUCCUCAACCAGUAACGCAAAGGGUCAUCUCUGAUUACAACAGUGGUCUAAAAUGUGAAUUGACAUGAUUUAACUUGUUUCCCUGUUUUCUGAUUAUUGUUACCGAUUACCUCGAAUAUGUGUCAAUCUUUUCUACUGCUAUUUUAACUACAUGGGCUUGAUAUAUAUUUUACUUUUAUUCUUAUUUAUUGACAGAAUAUCAAAGUCCUGUGUUCAAAAGACAUUUAUUUUUUGUAGUUAAAAGAAUUAGGAAAACAGGUUAAACGAACGUAAUAAUAAGAAGAACGUAAUUAAAAUGAGUUUGCCUGAACUGUUUAAAUUGAACAAAAUCAAAAAAGAUUUAACUUGUACUGCCUUAUGAAACUUAUGCCAAUGCGCAUCCCUAAUUUUAUGUACAAAAGCACUUACAUUGAAAUAGUUAUAUAGUUGAGCUGAAGGUAGCGAAGGUUAACUAAGGCAACUAUGCCACUUAUUUCACCACAGCUUUCUAUCAUCUUUCACAUGUAUAUGUUUUCACAUGUAUAUGUAUAAUAAUUCUCUGUAAAUAUUUUGUGAUAAUCUUUGUUUACAGUUAAAUCUUUAUAUCAAUA